Molecule: messenger RNA, 726 nt
Organism: Aureobasidium uvarum
Lineage: Eukaryota; Fungi; Ascomycota; Dothideomycetes; Dothideales; Saccotheciaceae
Source: the annotation of a GenBank genome assembly
AUGCCCCGCGAUCUGGCUGCCCUGAUGAGAGGUGAUGAUGAGCCCAAGGACAAGAUCUCCCGCGACAUGGAGAAACAGGAUCACCUCGCCGAGAUCAAGCCUUACGUCCAAGCCCUCACCAUCUCCGACAUUGACAGCGCCGUCAAAUUGGAGGAUGCCACGUUCCCCCCUGAGGAACGUGCAACGAGAGAAAAGUUCGAGUAUCGCUUCACAAAAUGCGGUGGGCUGUGCCUGGGUCUUUUCACUUCCGUUGAUAUGAGCGAUUCGUCUGCUCCUCUUGCAUCGGUCGAGACGGCUUCCAGUGCCCAUCACGUGUACAGCGGUGCCCCAGCACGCAAGUCUGUCCUCCUCGCUCAUUGUGUUGUGACCAAGACAACCAACCUUACCGUCAUGGACGAAGACAUGGAAGUUCCUAAUGACUGGAAGACUUCGAGUGCUUCAUCGAACAACAUCGGCCACAGAGAGGAAGGUCGUACAAUUGCUGUACACAGCCUUGCGGUCCUGCCAUCGCUUCAGAACCGCGGACUGGGUUCGACUUUGCUGAAGGCAUUUAUUCAGCGAAUGGAAUAUGUCCAAGCCGCUGACAGAGUAGCUUUGCUUGCUCAUGGUGAGCUCGUCAAGUUCUACGAAAAACUGGGCUUUCAGAACAAGGGUCCCAGCAAGGCAACAUUCGGCGGAGGCAACUGGGUUGACAUGGUCCUCGAGUUGAAGAACAACCUACACUGA